Molecule: messenger RNA, 632 nt
Organism: Candidula unifasciata
Lineage: Eukaryota; Metazoa; Mollusca; Gastropoda; Stylommatophora; Geomitridae
Source: the annotation of a GenBank genome assembly
GGGGAGAUGAGCCAAUCUUGUCGUAUGAAACAGUGGUACAGCAAGAGCUGAAAUACACUCGGCCAGUUAUCAUCCUGGGCCCAUUGAAAGAUAGAAUCAAUGAUGACCUCAUCUCAGAGUUCCCAGAGAAGUUCGGCAACUGUGUGCCCCACACAACAAGAGAGAAGAGAGCACACGAAGAAGACGGGCGAGACUACCAUUUUGUGUCCUCCCGUGAGCAGAUGGAGAAGGACAUUCAGAACCACCUCUUCAUUGAGGCCGGGGUUUAUAACGAUAACCUGUAUGGUACUAGCGUGGCUUCCGUCAAAGAGGUCGCCGAACAGGGUAAACACUGUAUUCUGGACGUCAGUGGCAACGCCAUCAAGAGACUGCAGGUGGCGGGGCUCUACCCCAUUGCUAUCUUCAUCAAACCCAAGUCUGUCGAAUCCAUCAUGGAAAUGAAUAAAAGGAUAACAGAGGAGCAGGCAAAAAAGACAUAUGAUCGAGCACUCAAGUUGGAAGCUGAGUUUGGAGAAUAUUUCACUGCUGUAGUUCAAGGUGACUCAGCAGAAGAGAUUUACUCAAAGAUCAAAGAGGUCAUCAGCGACCAAUCAGGGCCUCACAUCUGGGUUCCGGCCAAGGACAGACUCUGA